Aspergillus pseudoviridinutans is the source of this 1740-nucleotide messenger RNA. RefSeq lists its product as uncharacterized. The transcript has 8 exons. The record is from RefSeq and is a predicted model, not a curated record. Lineage: Eukaryota; Fungi; Ascomycota; Eurotiomycetes; Eurotiales; Aspergillaceae. The coding region runs from base 1 to 1740 and encodes 579 amino acids.
AUGCCUGUUUACAAGGAAGGCCUGAAAGGUGUCAUCGUUCCAACGAUGAUGAGCGUCCUCGCCGCAGUCCAAUAUUACGAAGAACAAGGCGGGACCGCCUCCGUCUUCGUCAACGACGACGGCAUGCAAGUGAUCCAGCCCGAACUGGCCGAAGCAAGAAAGCAGUACUACCGCGAAAACGGGAUCGGGUAUACUGCCCGGCCUCCCAAUAAGAAAACAGCAGUCAAGAAGAGUGGCUGGGCCUUUGGGCUCUUUCGGAAGGACAAACCCGUGCCAGCCGCAGAAGAAAAUUCCCCAGGGGGAGAAGAGGACGGUCCUCUGACGCCGCAGGAACUGGCGAAUAAGAUCGGAUUCGAGCGCAAGGGUAAGUUCAAGAAGGCGAGUAAUAUGAACUACGGAUUGGCCUUUUCGAUUCGCGUUGAGGAUGAACUGGCUCGUCUGCUGCAAGUGGAGGCAGAGCGACGGGGAUGUACGGUUGACGAGUUGACGGUGGACGACGACGAGCGACUCUAUCAACAGGCGCUGGAUAAUAUGCUGGCUGCUGAUGAGGGCCGUACUUGGGCCGAAGGGAACAUCCGUAUCGGGGAGUUGAUCUUGCUGAUCGACUGUGAUACUCGUGUGCCGGUGGACUGCCUUCUCUACGGUGCCCUGGAGAUGCAUGAGAGCCCUGAAGUGGCCAUUUUGCAGCACGGAUCUGGCGUUAUGCAGGUCGUCCAUAAUCUGUUUGAGAAUGGCAUUACCUACUUUACCGACGUCGUCUACACAGCCAUCAAAUACGGUGUCGGGUCCGGCGACGUGUCUCCGUUCGUCGGCCACAAUGCAUUUCUCCGAUGGAAAGCACUCCAAAGCAUCCAGUUCGUCGAUCCAUCCGACGGCCUGACGAAGUGGUGGUCUGACGCACACGUGUCGGAGGACUUUGAUAUCAGUCUCCGGCUGCAGAUGCAGGGGAUGGUGGUGCGGCUGGCGACGUACCACAACGGGGAGUUCAAGGAAGGCGUGUCGCUGACGCUGUACGAUGAGUUGACGCGGUGGGAGAAGUACGCCUAUGGGUGUAACGAGCUGGUGUUCCAUCCUUUCUACCAAUGGUUCUACAAGGGACCGGUAACCCGGCUGUUCCUGCGGUUCCUCUGGAGCAAUAUGCCUGUUACGUCCAAAGUGACCAUCGUGGCAUACAUCUUCACCUACUAUGCCAUCGGCUCUGGCAUGCUCCUCGCCACAGUAAACUACAUCCUCCUCGGCCUCUUCGACUCGGACAUAGACCACCUCUAUCUCCCCUCCUGGGGCAUCUGGUGCUCGCUCGUCGUCGUCUUCAACGGGUUCUCCUCCAUCGCCUUUAGCAUGGCCCGCCACCAGCUAAAGGAGGAGACGUUCUGGCGCGCCCUCCUCGACGCAGUCAAGUGGCUCCCUUUCCUGAUCAUCUACUUCGGCGGGAUCAGCCUGAACUGUGCCAAGGCGAUUCUGUGCCAUGCUUUCAGCAUUAAUCUCGAGUGGGCGUCGACAGCCAAGGAGAUGGGGCCGACGGGAUUCUACAUCGGGAUGGACAAGAUGGUGAGGCGGUUCAAGUGGACGUGGGCGAUCUGUGUGGUUCUUGCGGGAGUGAUGGUCUACUUUGCGGUUGGUGCGCCCUGGGGAUGGACGAUUACGCCGGGGCCUUAUUCGACGGCGAAUGUGGCGAUUGCGCCGUUGGCUAUCCAGAUCUGCUCGGCAAGUUUUCUUCCGUUCUUUUUGGGGUUGAAUUGA